CUGUCGACACUGGAAAUUGAAGGUUGCGUUGAAGACUUUUAUUUUGAAAUCUCGGCAGGACGAGCACACCGGAAAAUCGCGCAGAUGGAGCUGAUGACUUUUAUUGAAGCUGGUAAACAUCUGCUAAAAGAUUCAGUAUAAAAGAGGAGGGUAGGUCUGGUCCAACUGGUGGAAAUGGCAUGUGCAAAAGUUCCUUUAGAUGAACUUCAUGUAACCGAGCCUUCUGGAACCCAGGGCAAAGAACAGAUCCUACCAGCACUACACCCUGACCGAAAGGAGGAGAGAUGUUUCCUAACCUAUAAACCCCCACCCGAGGAUGGCACUCCUGCACUAGUUGAAGAGUUUCUGGAGCUUGGUCAGUUCAUCUCAGAAGACCUGGAAUGGUUGCUGGCCUUACCUCAUGACAAGUUCUGGUGUCAGGUGGUAUUUGAUGAGUCAUUACAGAGGUGUUUGGACUCUUAUUUGAGGAACGCUCCCCGUGGUUUGGACCCGUCUGGUCUCUCGUCCGCUCCAGCUGUAGCCGACAUGCAGAGGAACCUUCAUCGCUCUGUAUUCAUGGUCUUUCUCAGAAUGGCUACUCAUAAAGAGUCUAAGGAACAUUUUAUUACUCCUGCUGUGUUUGCAGAGAUUAUUUACAACAACUUCUUAUUUGACAUUCCUAAAAUUCUGGAUCUUUGUGUGCUGUUUGGGAAGGGAAACUCCCAACUGCUUCACAAAAUGAUUGAGAACAUUUUUACACAACAGCCAAGUUAUUACGGAGACCUGAACGAGACCAUACCCUCCAUCAUUCAGGUAUUUGACAUGGUUUUAGAAAAGUGUGGAAUUCAGUCAGAGGAUGCAGGUGCCAGUCAACCCCUCAAACUGAAUGCAAAUAGAUGCCUCACUCCCAUGACCAUGCCAGAGGAGGACUUUGCAGACUUGGUGUUGUACAUUUGUGAUACCUGCACAACUAUCCACUCUUUCCUGGACAUUUUCCCUGAGGCUUGUUCUUCCUUUAAACAGCACAACUUUCUAUAUAGAUUAUCGUCAUUCUACGAGAUGGUGGUUCCAGAACUGGAGAAAGCAGUGAAAAAGAGAAAUUUCAAUGAAAGUUUACAGGCAGAUAUGUGGAGACGAGUGGCUCAUUCCAGUAAGAAAAUGGUGGAGAUCGCUCACCUUCUGCUUCAGCACACAUGUUUACAACCCAUACUGGAGGGCUCUGAAAGCAUGCCAUCAUAUGUAGAAGAUCUCCUACAGAAUUUCACAGCUUUUCUUCAAGAAAAAAGAUUCCUAGCAGAUUAUGAUGAAGAGUUUCCUAUAGCUGAUGAUGUCAGUCUUCUUCAGCAGGCCUUCCCUCAUUUAGAUGACACCAGGACAUCCUACCUGUUGCAGGGAGUACAGUCUGCGUGGGAGAGUGUUGGGAAAAAGAGGAACAUCCCUUCCACAUUCCCAUCAGCCAAUCACAGCGUAGAAGCUAAGGGCAAGUCUGGCAGAGAUACGACAGCUUCCCAAAAGGAAGAAGCUGGAGUCCAAGAGGAGCUGAGAGGAGCAGAAGCUAUGACUAUCACUCCUCAUAAGGGUGACAAUGGGGCAGUGUGCACAGUGAGUGCUGGAGAAUUGGAGUCUCUGCUGUUUCAUAUUCGAGAGCUGCUCCCAGAUUUGGGAGAGGGAUUCAUACUAGCGUGUUUGGAAGAGUACGGCUACAAUUCUGAACUUGUCAUCAACAACAUCUUGGAAGAUAAACUGUCGCCUUCACUUGACAAACUGGACAGGGCAAUGGCCAGGCCUGAGAAGAAAGAGCCUCUUGAAGUUUUGAGCUCCAGAUCAAAUGCGUUUGAUGACGACGAGUUUGAUGUGUUCCACCGCGACCGUGUAGACAUGAGUCGUGUAUGGAGGGGUCGAAGACAGGGAGAGAGUGUACGUGCCAUGCUAGAUGACAAACAGCACGUAGAAGAGCAGAGAGCGAGAUAUCAAGCCUACCAGACGGUGGUGGAUGAGAUUCCCGUCACCAGUAACCCCUCCGGAGAACGUGAUAAUGCUUUCGCCUUGGAAGAUUAUGAGGAUGAAUAUGAUGACACGUAUGAUAUCAACCAGAUAGGAGCCAAUGAUCUGGAUGAAGAGGAUGAACUGUUGAACCGCAGGCCUUUCACUACUCCACAAGUGCUCAGAAUGGGCAAAAAGGUUCAGGAGGUGGAGGAGUUUGAAGAGGAUGAAGAAGACAAGGAUGAAUCUGCGAAGAGGGAUCACUUUGUUCAAGACCCAGCAGUGCUCAGAGAGCGAGCAGAGGCCAGAAGAGCAGCCAUGCAGAGCAGGAAAGGGUACAGGCCGCCUCCACAGAGUCACGUGGUAGGAGGUCCAAAGGGGCAGGGCCAGUCCCAGGAGACCGUCGCGGACCGACGAAGAAAAGAGAUGAACAAGACUCGAGGAGCCAAUCACAAUCGCAGAGCGAUGGCUGACAGGAAGAGGAACAAAGGCAUGAUCCCUUCUUGAGUUAAUGAUCACACACUGCUCUCUGUGAACUGAAGGAGAUUGAUGUGUCUGAGAGAUGGAUAACAUCUAAUGACAAUUAUAUAUUCAUUCGUAUAAUCUCAUUGGAGCAUCAGGAUGACACUGUGGUAACUUAAAAUGGCCAUUUUUUUAUGUUUCCCAGAAUGAAAUAGACUGGUUUUCUUUUUUUGAUGUAAUAAGUAGCAGGCUGGUGUGUUAAUGAGGGAACAACAAAAUUGUAUAUUUAAAAAAAAAAGUAAAAUCCAAUUGCUGAAUGAUAGUCAACACAGGAGAAGAAACCAAAGUGCUAACAGGUCUCAUUUUGCACUGUAACACAAGUUUAUUGAACAAAGUGGUACAGACAGUUAUUGCACUGUUAAAUAAAAUCAAUAAAUAAAACAACGUCAGGUUUGAGAAUGUCAGGUUUAACAAGAAAGGUUGCAGAAAGAUGCAGAGUGUUACACUAUUGAAGCAAAUAUAAAACUAGACAUUGCUAGUAAGACCUAUAUCUGAACCAGAUGUAGUUCUCUAAAGGUUCAGAAAGCAAUUAAGACAUGACCUAAAAGCAGUCUCUUAAGAAAUAUCCAAAUUUAAGGUUGUACAAACCAGCUGAAGUAUGAUUUUAGCAGAUUAUAUCGUGCCAAAGGCUAUGAACACUUGUCACUCCAGAAGCGAGUGAUUGCAUUUUUCUCAUAUAGUCUGAACUUCAGGCGAUGUCUCUUGCCAUGUAGAGCAACAUAUUUCUACUUGUUAAGAUAAAUUAAGAGCAUUUUGUAAUAAAGCAUAUUUAUAAAUGCUAAAGUUAAAAACAAACUGAAUAAAUAUUAUUCUUAAGACUU
This is a messenger RNA of Paramisgurnus dabryanus, 3305 nucleotides long. RefSeq names its product activating signal cointegrator 1 complex subunit 2 (gene ascc2). NCBI's taxonomy places the organism in Eukaryota, Metazoa, Chordata, Actinopteri, Cypriniformes, Cobitidae. The record is from RefSeq and is a predicted model, not a curated record. Gene Ontology annotation, biological process: regulation of DNA-templated transcription. Gene Ontology annotation, molecular function: ubiquitin binding.